Molecule: messenger RNA, 312 nt
Organism: Penicillium cosmopolitanum
Lineage: Eukaryota; Fungi; Ascomycota; Eurotiomycetes; Eurotiales; Aspergillaceae
Exons: 3
Coding region: 1-312 (103 amino acids)
Source: RefSeq, a predicted model, not a curated record
AUGCUUACCCGCAAUGUGUUGGGCGGGAAGCCCCAACAGAACAGCAAAAGGGAAACUGAUCUACCCGCGGAUAAACUAACGACGAAGCUAACUCGGAGGCUUUGGCUCGGCUAUUUAAUUAAAAAACAAGGACCAAAGAACGUGAAGUGGACUCUUGGGUUCUAUCCUAUCCGAGGUGCGUCAUCUGCCGGGGAGCCCAGCCACAUCGCGAACGGACUUUGGGCCCUUCUCCUUACCUGUCCCCUCAUUGUCCCAGCUUCCGGUGUUUUCCCGGUUGCCCCAGACUCCGCUAACGUCACUGCUUGGACCUAG